Molecule: messenger RNA, 1131 nt
Organism: Terrapene triunguis (Three-toed box turtle)
Lineage: Eukaryota; Metazoa; Chordata; Testudines; Emydidae
Product: putative protein FAM172B
Exons: 3
Coding region: 1-1131 (376 amino acids)
Biological process (GO): regulatory ncRNA-mediated heterochromatin formation
Cellular component (GO): nucleus
Molecular function (GO): siRNA binding
Source: RefSeq, a predicted model, not a curated record
AUGGAGAAUCCCAAGACAGAGCUGAAUGAAAUCACCAUAAGACCUUCCCAGUGCCCUAAAGUAAACAUGGAUUUGCAAAUGGAGCCGGAGUUAAGCUUCAGGAAAUUAGUAGAGAGUUCAGAGUGUCCAGAACAACUGAAAUACGACUUCAACAAAAAUGGUGAACUGAAGCAUCUAGAUACCAAUGAGCCCUUUGUCUUUAAUUAUUAUAAAAAUGCACAUGAGAGUAACCAUAAACGCUAUCAAGUUCUGGGGCAUCUCAUUACACGGUAUGUUUAUGAGCUCCUGGAAAGAGUCUGCAAGCUUCAGAAAGUCCAUAUCCCAACAGAUGCUACAGAAGAUGAACCCAGGAGUUUAUUUUUCAUCAGUGAGAAAGCAUUAACUAAUUCCUCAAGCCUAAUCGUGCUCCUACAAGACCGUGGAGUCUUUCGGGCUGGUCAAUGGGGGCUGAAGACCAUAAUCCAUGAGGGCCUGGACCCUGGAACUCAAAUACCAUUCAUUAAAACAGCCCUUCAGUGCUAUGGAGGAGUGAUUGUUUUAAAUCCCAAUGACAAUUUCAUUGAUCUGAAGAUGGAAGAUGAGUGGUUAAGUUUAUCUACCAAGGAAGAAUCUUCCACUGUAAAUUCCUCCUGCUGGAUCCCAAAGAGGUGCAGCAGCAGCCCUGAAGAGCACACCAUUUACAUUUGGGAUCAUUUUAUUUCAAAGAGCGCAGCCAAGAAUGUGGCCUUCAUUGCCCAUGGCUACGGAGGCUUGGUUUUCAUCAACCUGCUCAUGCAGAGAACAUGGGAAGUGAUGAAUAAAGUGUAUUCUGUGGCACUUAUUGACUCCAUGCACCACACAUUACACCAGGUGAAAAAUAAUCCACAAGUGCAAGAAUGGAUACAGAAACAUUGCCGUGAAUGGAUAACAAACAGUAAACCUCUAGAUAGACCCACAGGUUCCCUUGUGAAAGUGGACUGUCCUACAGUCUCUGCUGGGACUGAAAAAUACAGUUUAGCACCAUCCUCCACCUUACAGGCCAUUUUCAAGUACCUGAAGAGCACACUGAAAGCUAAGAACACAGUAGCUUUAUCUCGUUCUCCUAUUGUAACAAGGAGCAGCAAAAAUAAGAAGAGAGGCAAUACAUGCUGA